Knipowitschia caucasica is the source of this 1062-nucleotide messenger RNA. NCBI's taxonomy places the organism in Eukaryota, Metazoa, Chordata, Actinopteri, Gobiiformes, Gobiidae. The record is from the annotation of a GenBank genome assembly.
AUGGAGGAGUUGGGUGUCAUAGUGAGAAGUUGGGUGUCAUAUGGAGAAGUUGGGUGUCAUAUGGAGAAGUUGGGUGUCAUAGCUGAGGGUGUGGUCUCAGUGUGGUCUCAGUCUGAGGGUGUGGUCUCAGUGUGGUCCCAGGCUGAGGCUGUGGUCUCAGUGUGGUCCCAGGCUGAGGGUGUGGUCUCAGUGUGGUUCCAGUCUGAGGGUGUGGUCUCAGUGUGGUUCCAGUCUGAGGGUGUGGUCUCAGUGUGGUUCCAGUCUGAGGGUGUGGUCUCAGUGUGGUUCCAGUCUGAGGGUGUGGUCUCAGUGUGGUUCCAGUCUGAGGGUGUGGUCUCAGUGUGGUUCCAGUCUGAGGGUGUGGUCUCAGUGUGGUUCCAGUCUGAGGGUGUGGUCUCAGUGUGGUUCCAGUCUGAGGGUGUGGUCUCAGUGUGGUCCCAGGCUGAGGGUGUGGUCUCAGUGUGGUUCCAGUCUGAGGGUGUGGUCUCAGUGUGGUCCCAGGCUGAGGGUGUGGUCUCAGUGUGGUCCCAGGCUGAGGGUGUGGUCUCAGUGUGGUUCCAGUCUGAGGGUGUGGUCUCAGUGUGGUCCCAGGCUGAGGGUGUGGUCUCAGUGUGGUCCCAGGCUGAGGGUGUGGUCUCAGUGUGGUUCCAGUCUGAGGGUGUGGUCUCAGUGUGGUUCCAGUCUGAGGGUGUGGUCUCAGUGUGGUUCCAGUCUGAGGGUGUGGUGUCAGUGUGGUUCCAGUCUGAGGGUGUGGUCUCAGUGUGGUCCCAGGCUGAGGGUGUGGUCUCAGUGUGGUCCCAGGCUGAGGGUGUGGUCUCAGUGUGGUUCCAGGCUGAGGGUGUGGUCUCAGUGUGGUCCCAGGCUGAGGGUGUGGUCUCAGUGUGGUCCCAGGCUGAGGGUGUGGUCUCAGUGUGGUCCCAGGCUGAGGGUGUGGUCUCAGCUGAGGGUGUGGUCUCAGUGUGGUCCCAGGCUGAGGGUGUGGUCUCAGUGUGGUCCCAGGCUGAGGGUGUGGUCUCAGUGUGGUCCCAGGCUGAGGGUGUGGUGUCAGUCAGCGGGGUUUAG